Messenger RNA from Bacillus rossius redtenbacheri, 2986 nucleotides. Its product is annotated as circadian clock-controlled protein daywake-like. The record is from RefSeq and is a predicted model, not a curated record. Bases 90 to 881 code for a protein of 263 amino acids. Lineage: Eukaryota; Metazoa; Arthropoda; Insecta; Phasmatodea; Bacillidae. The transcript is spliced from 6 exons.
CGCCAGGGGCGCGCGUGGACCAGUUCUCGAGAGCCAGCUCGUGGCAGCUCGCGGCGGCUCAGUCGGCCGCUGCGCCCAUCCAGACCCGCAUGGCCAGAAGCAGCAGCAGCAGCCCGGGGCGUCGCCUGCUGGCGCUCGCCUUGGCGCUGGGCGCCGCGACGCUCGCGCAAGCCUACAUCAAGGACAAGCCUGACUUCAUCAAGACAUGCUACCACAAGAAACCGGACUUCGAGGACUGCAACCGUCAAACCGUUCAGGGCAUCUUUGAUAAGCUGAGUCAGGGCUAUCCUGAGAUCGGCCUGUUGCCCACAGACCCGCUGCGGGUAAGCAAGAUCAACAUCUUCCAAGGAAACGAUGGUCCUGUGACCAUCAAUGCCUCGCUGAACGACGUGAUCAUACGCGGGUUAUCCGGUAUCAAGGUAAUCAAGAACAAGGUGGACUUCAAGACGUACAGCUUCGCGACGGAGAUGCAGGUGCCCGACCUGCGGGUGGAGGGCAACUACACCCUGAAGGGCCGGGUGCUGCUGCUGCCCCUCGUGGGCAGAGGCGACGCCUGGUUCGAGCCGCAGAACAUGCGGGUGAUGUCGAAGCAGACAAUAGUCCUGAAGGAGCACGACGGCCACUUGUUCUUCGACGUGAAGCGCGUCGACGUGACCUACGAGGUGUCCAGCCUGAAGAUGAGACUGAACAAUCUAUACAACGGCCGCAAGAUCCUGGAGGACAGCACCAACAACUACAUCAACAACAACUGGCGCGCCGUGGGCGAGACGCUGCAGCCCAUCCUGGAGAGGACGUGCGCGGACAUCGUCUACACCAUCAUGAAGAAGCUGUUCGACGAGACGCCCGCCGAGUUCUACAUCGCCGACGUGGGCGAACACUGAGGACUCUUCCCUGACUGCUCUUCACUUUCCAACCCGGGCCCCGGUGCCUUCGGUCCUGGCUUCUGCCACACCUGCCGAGCCCAGACUGAGGCGUGCGUGCCGCUUAGUGAUGGGCGAAACCGAGUAGUUGUAAUGAUCGAUUUUCAUAAUCGAUUUUCAUAUUCGAUUCAUGCUACCGAAAUCUUGUGACGCAGUUGAAACUUGAGAUGGUUUUUUUUGUUACUUCUGUAUUAUGUGUACAUACACAGAUUUUUUUUUUUUUUUUUAGCAUUCUUCAGUUUUAAAAUGCCAUGCCAUUUCCCGUAAAAAAUAAGGAUACAAAUUUAGAUAUUAUGAGUAUAAAAUGGAAUGGAAAAAAAAACUCAACUGAAAUUCCACUUGUAAAACAAAAUGCAUGGAGGUAUAUGAAAACUUUCCUACGAAUUCUGCAAGGUAUCCUUGCUUUCAGUGAUCAAGCAUUCGGCCACGCGAAAGAUAUUUACUUUGUAACAGUAGAGACUAGUUAUAUUGUGCUUGGGUGAAGGAAAGAGUGAAGAUGAAUAGAUUUUUUCAUAUUUAAGGAGUUAAUGAAUCGAUGAUAACAUAGGAACACACACAUUCUGCCCAACACUGGAUUACGCGCGCCUCAUUCUUGGACUAAAAGGUGCAACGAACCACGGGUAGUUAAACGGAGUCUACUCUUCCUGUCUCCUUUGUUUCACAUCCCAUCCUAUGACUGCUGAAAUAAGCUUGGAACUGAAAUUAGGCUCAACAAGGCAUUAUGGCUGAACAGUACUCUGUCGCAUGUAGUUGGCACAUGUGAUGUCUAGGGCCACAGAUUUUUCGCCAAAUACUGUGAACACACGCAAUAUAGCCUUGUGUAGUUACAGAGAUUUCCAGAAUCCGUGUAAAUAUUUGAAGAGAAGCUAAAAUGCAUACACUUAAAUUACAUUCUCUUUGGAUCAUAAGUAGUUUUGAUACGCCCCGAAAUUUUUAGUUAUUAAAUAAUACCGUGGUUUAAUUUUUUUGAAAAUUAUAAUUUUUGUUCUUGGUUAGCUAUCUUUUUAAAAUGUUAUAUUUAUACUAAGUGCUUUUUCUCUGUAAGAAAUCAGAUCUCCAGAAAAGAGAAAAUUAAAAAUUCUUAAUAAUUUUUUUGUUAGUUUAAGUGUGAAUGUGCUUCUUUCUUAGUUGUAUUUUUUUUUUAAAUUGAUCACUUCUUUGUUUUCUAUUUAAUAUUUUUUUUGUAAAAGUAAUAUUUUUUUUUCUAUCUGUGAUGUAGUGUAAGACAAGGUAGUGUCCCGGCCUAAACUUUUCCACGUGUAAAAAUAAGAUGAUAAAAUAGAUAACAUUACUAUACUCAAAUAUCACGAUCUCACGCAAUCUGGCCGGGAGAUAAAAAUGUGAAUGCAGUAGACACCGACUCAUAACUUGUUAUAGAAGUGUGUGGCGUUCAUUCUGGUACCAGGAAAUAACGUGAAUUCGGGAAGGUCUCUGGUUCGGCAGGGACAAAUACGUCUCUUUAUCUUCCUGUUGGCUGAUGUCUCUACGAUAUGUACCCACGCUAAUGGAAAGUAUAAUUUGAAGCCCGGUGACAGUAACGCUAGUAAGCCGUGAUUCGUGUGGAAUUAGUUGACGCGUGAAUAGUUAAAAAAAAAAAAAACAGCCAAAUGUGUGCUACAUAGUCCUGCGAAUUUUGCGUUAUUUACUUCUACUACGUUAGACUCCACAAACUUGUACAUGCACGAUUAAAAAGUAAGUGCAGAGAUUUUUCGCGAAUAAAAAAACUGAACCCCAAUUAUUCUGCAUUAUGGUAUGCCCGUGCCAGCUGUUGCUUCCUUUUGAUUGGCGGCCGUCUGAGAGAGAAGCCAUUGCCUUAUUUGACCGGGCCAUUCAGGGAGGCGUUUACUUCCGCUAUGAAUUACAGUAGACAUGUACCUGAAAGAAACUCGACCGAUCACGAUGCUACAGUGUUUUAACUCUCAAACAUUCUCGUAACCUUUUCGCGGAAAGUGCAUGCCCUAGAACUAUUUAUUCGCACAUGUUGUGCAACACAUUGGAGUUUUAAAAAAUGCAGUCUACUGCAUUUUAUUGUAGAUACAGCCAAAUAAAUAUUUUAGUUUUUAAAA